Messenger RNA from Haplochromis burtoni (Burton's mouthbrooder), 3580 nucleotides. RefSeq names its product transmembrane protein 205. The transcript has 3 exons. The record is from RefSeq and is a predicted model, not a curated record. Bases 852 to 1418 code for a protein of 188 amino acids. Lineage: Eukaryota; Metazoa; Chordata; Actinopteri; Cichliformes; Cichlidae.
CACAUUGUUUAUAGCAUUAAGUCUUCUUUCUUUUAUCAUUAUAAAGCUCCCAGUUAGCUAUUCAGUAAACGUUUUAUAAAGCGAGUCACACAGUUAACCUUAGCUACCUGUUAGCUGUCAGUCAGUGUAGUUUUGUUACUACAGCUACCCAGCAAUUUUCGUUAGCCGUGACUUAUUAUUGUAAAGGUGACUUUGACAAUUUGUAGAAGCCACACGACUCGUUAAAACUUAAAGCUAUCGAACCACCUUCGAGUGAAAAAUUAUCACAGCACUUCUGAGUUGUAGCUGAAGUUCCGUGUGUAGUUUUAUGUGCAACAGAGGUGUUCCAGAUUAACUGAAUAUUUUCAUGCCCAGCACAUUAGACACCGCCUCUGCAGCUCCUUAAAAUAAACUAUGUAUUAAAUAAGAUGUAUCUGUUGUCGGUUUACUGUAUUUAGUACGAUUUUCGUAAUUUUAUUAAUUUUGAAACUAUAUUAGUUUCCGCAACCUAACAGUAAAGUUUCUAAAAUCGUUUAAGGUGCUCUGAUUUCAUCAGUGACGGAAGUAAAAGCCUACUUUAUUGCAUGUAUUGUUAUUUGGAAAGAUCGAUAAGCUUUGUUUGUAAAGCUGUGUCAAAAGUUUAUUGCUACUGUGGAAGAUUUGCCACAGUAGCAAAUAAUUUGCUGAUAAUUCGGCAUUUAAAGCCAAAAUUUGUAGCUAAUGGCACUUUGAUUUUGCAUGUUUGCAGCUGAGUACUCCUGCUAGUCCUCCAUUCAGGGGGAAAAAAAGAGGAAAACCCCAGGUGGUGGGAGAAAAGGCAUUACCUGUUUUGCACACUUGAUCCUAGAGGAGAGGGAGGCCGUGGAGAAAGCAUGCCCACUGACCAAGAGCCCACCUUCACUGUGAAGCUACUGCAGCUGAUUCUGAUCUCCACUUAUUGGGGGAUGCAGAUUUGGGUCACGUUCGUUUCAGGUUUUGUGAUGAACAACCACCUGAACAGACACACGUACGGCUUUAUUCAGAGUCGUCUGGUCCCGUUCUAUCUCCACCUCGGUUCAGCCUGUGCUUUCUUUAACCUCACUAUCUAUGCUGUGUAUCACCCAAGUGACAUGUUGGAUGACAGAGAAGCCUUUCAGAUCUUCAUCUUCUUUGUGUCCGUGACGGUUUCGGCCGUCAAUGCUCAGUGGUUUGGCCAAAUGACAUCAGAGAUUAUGGCUGACAUGCAUCUUAUUGAGCAGGCAUGCGGACUGGGUCAGGAUAUCGGGCUGUCAUCCAACCGUGAAGCUUACGCUAAACUAUGUGAGACGGAUGUCAAAUACAGACACCUCAGCAGCCGCCUUUGGCUCUACAGACUGCUGUCCUCUCUGUGCAACCUCUGCUGCAUUGGCUGUAACUUCUACAGCCUAUGUUACAUGGCCGAGAACCUUGUUGCACUAUAAAGCUGACACAUCAGGAAUGUUGGAACCUUUAAAUCAGUCCCUUACAAAUCGACAAACACUUCAUUUUUUAAUUGAACCUAUAACUUAUAUAUUUAAUUCAUAUUGUCUUCCUCUGUAAAGUGUGCAAUGAAAUGUCAGGUAAGCCUAGUUGCCCCUCCUAGCGCCUUUGGGAGUAAUGAAAGGACACUGCCUUGUUUCUCUCAUAAGGCUUGUGGAGAGGUGAGUCAGUGAGUGCAGUGUGGAAUGCCUCAACUUUCACCUAGUUUCAGUUCACGGUGUCGGCUGCCUGGAGAUUUCCUUUCACUACAACAGUUGCCUUAAUAGUAACAUUGAGCCAGUGGAUUUUUUUAAGCUUUAUUGUAGCAAUACAGAAGAGGCCACAUCAGAAAACAACCCAAUCCACUUGAUAUUUUUAUAAGUAUGCAACAAAAGGGCCCCUUUAGUUAGGGAAACUGCUCCAAUUCUGCUCACUCCCUCUCUUUCUGGUUGGGUGGAGUUUUUAUCCCAUAUUCAGGGUAGUGUCACAGGUUUGUUUAGCUUCCCUUUCAUUGCUUUAAGAUUGUGUGGGUGUGCGUGUGUGCUUCAUGCUUCAGAGUGCAAGGUUGUACUAUCUUUAGUUCUCCUAGCUCCUGUUGAGAUGAAAAAGAACACUUUUACUGUGGUAUGCAUUCGGCGCUGCUUUUAGCUGUGCUGUGCAUUAGUUAAACUGUAAACAGCUCGUUUGUAUUUAUUGAGGCGAGGGAGGAAGACUAUUCUGCCGUACAGCAGGUCAGUCUAGUUGUGAGAGUCGUCUAACAGGUAGACCCUUGAUCUCCUGCUGAGAUAAUUGUUCUGUUGAUCAGUGGUGACAAAUGGCAUUAAAUAACUAUUUUUGUUUAACAGCUUUGAUGGUUGUAGUGAUCUGCUGUCUAGUGAUGCAUUGAUCCAGAAAAUAGUGUGGGGACAUGUUUUUUUGAUGUGGUUGAAAGUAUUGAAAUUUGCUGAGUUGAUGUGGGUCUACUUAGGCUAAAUGUCUGUAAUAGUAAUAAUAAUAGUGCCCCCAGAAUGUCACAAUGAAACUGAAAGACGUACAUUAAUACAUGUGCAGUAACGUUUCCAUUACCUCUUGAAUUUCCCUUGGCCGAUAAACAUCCUACAAGGUGUUGCAUCCUACAUUACUUGAUAUCAUGUGUUCAGUGUGAAAGGCACUGGUACUGGCACUUACCACAGGUGAUGCUGGUUGAGCAGACACUCAUUUGACCCCUUUUCUUCUAUCCGAUAUGGCAGGAGACUUGCUAGUACACACGGCACACACUACUAUGGUUCUAGUACAUCUAGACUUGUAGCUCAGGCAGGUCUGUAUUAAUUUGCCAGCAAGGGUUCUGCCUACUUGUGGUUAUAAUCAGCAGCUCUAACACUUUACAUAAUUAUUACAUCAUAAUACAUUCAGACUUUCUCUUUGGAUCAAAUGGGGAAGUGAUGCAUAGCAUCGAGCAUAAGAACACCCAUUGUGACCUUCUGGGAGCCCCGUAAGCAAAUGUCUGAAGACCUGAAUGAAUCUCUGCAUUUGAUGUUUUCACUUAAUAUCCAAGCAUGGCCUCUGUACAAAUUUGAACCUUGCAUUUUGUCUAAAAGGAGAAUAUUAUUUUGUAUAUAAUGGUGAAGAUUUAAAGUAUUGUUUGGCCUGUAUCUUGAAUUCCUUGUGCUUUAUUUUAUAAGACCUCCGUUUGUUGUACAUUAGGGUGUUUAUGCACUCUUUAUGGGGAAAAUUAUGUAGGCUUGAAGUGAAAUCAAAUUAUAUUUAAGUUGUGUUUUUCCACUACAGUUUUAUCAGGCUGUUUUAGUCAUAGUUUGAAUAUCUCUGAAGUCUUUGUUUCACACUCUGAACACUGAGGAUCUGUGCUCAUUUCUUUUAAGCUGUGUCUUUGCACAUUGAAAUGUUAAAUCCCUUCCUGCCAGUGACGGUCGCUCCUUUUUGUACCUGCCUGGUUGAAAUGCAUCAAUGUGUUUCAUCUUUCUUCUGUUUGUAGCACAUGUCUAUGUAAAACUGCCGUUAACACCAGCACUUCCAUAAUUGAGAAUUUACAGCAUAGUGUGGAUGUUAAAACUGCUGUUUUGUUCAGACUGGACUGACGAAGGUGCCUUUUUAUGUGCCCAUUUGUGGGACUUUUAAAAAAAACAAA